AUGCGCCCCCAGCUCGACCGCAUCGCCCGCUCCAAAGGAACCCCCUUCCAAAAGCGCGUCCUAACCCUGCUCUGCCAAGUGCCCCGCGGCCGCGUGACGACCUACGGCCUCAUGGCACAACACCUGGGCUCUUCCGCACGCGCGGUUGGGGGCGCGAUGCGGCGGAACCCGUUCGCGCCAAUGGUGCCGUGUCACCGUGUCGUGGCUUCGGGAGGAGGGUUGGGUGGGUUCAAAGGGGCUUGGCCGAAGGAUGGGGAGGGCAUCACGUUGGUGGAGAAGAGGCGGCUGCUCAAGGAAGAGGGGAAUCGGUUUGAUGGGGAGGGGAGGGUUUUGGGCACGCCUUUUGAAGGGUUUGUUUGA
Messenger RNA from Cryphonectria parasitica EP155, 360 nucleotides. RefSeq names its product methylated-DNA--cysteine S-met. Gene Ontology annotation, biological process: DNA repair. The transcript has a single exon. The record is from RefSeq and is a predicted model, not a curated record. Gene Ontology annotation, molecular function: methylated-DNA-[protein]-cysteine S-methyltransferase activity. The coding region runs from base 1 to 360 and encodes 119 amino acids. NCBI's taxonomy places the organism in Eukaryota, Fungi, Ascomycota, Sordariomycetes, Diaporthales, Cryphonectriaceae.